AUAUAAGAUAUGCUGCGUGCAGAAUUUAUCUCAGUGUAAUCCACGGGAGCCACGAAGACAGUCACAGGAACCAAAAUGGCUGUUAUCUUUGAUUCCUGGAUGAAUGAAAUGUUAGCUCUACUGUCCACAAUUUUUGUGAUUAUCUACGUCACAUUCAAAAUUAAUUAUACCUAUUGGAAGAAGAAGGGACUGCCCUAUUUAGAGCCAUCCUUUCCACUAGGGAAUGCCUGGGAUACGACGCUCAUGAGAAAAAGUCCAGGCGAGGGUAUGCGAGACAUGUAUUUUGAAGGCAAAGGAAAGAGUGUAGUGGGUAUUUACACAAUAAACAGUCCAAUUCUCAUCUUUCGAGACCCAGAUCUAAUAAAGACGAUCAUGGUGAAGGACUUUAACUAUUUCCCUGACCGGGGCAUCUACAUAGACGAGGAGACAGAUCACCUAUCAGCACACUUAUUCUUCCUCGGUGGCACCAAAUGGAAGUCUCUGAGACAGAAGCUGACGCCCACGUUCACGUCGGGCAAGAUGCGGGCCAUGUUCGGCAUCGUCCAGGACUGCGCACGCGUUCUGUCUGACGUCACAUCGGCGGGCAAGGUCGUGGAAGUGCGCGAAUUGAUUGCCCGCUACUCCACCGACGUCAUAGCCUCUUGUGCCUUUGGGAUCAAUGUCGACAGUCAGCACAAUCCUGAGGCGGAAUUCCGGCAGUGGGGCAGGCGCUUCUUCAAGCCAUCUCUCCGUACCUACAUGACCCAGGCGCUGGGAUUUUUCAACCCCAAGCUGCGCAAACUGGUACCUGUGGCCUUCACGCCUAAGGACAUCACAGAGUACUUCACGCGAGUCGUCGAGGACACAGUAAAACACAGAGAGGAGGCUGGCGUUAUCAGGAAGGAUUUCAUGCAGCUGCUGAUACAACUGAAAAAUAAAGGAUAUGUUGAUGACAGCUUCUCAAUCAGUGUGGAGAAGAGUGAAGAAGCAGGAGGCAAUAAAUCUCUGACGAUCAAGGAGUUGGCAGCACAGGCGUGGGUGUUCUUCCUCGCUGGGUUCGAAACUUCCUCAACCACCGUAAGCUUCUGUCUGUACGAGCUUUCUAAACAUGCACAUAUCCAGAAGCGGCUGCAAGACGAAAUUGAUGCCGUACUGAAGAAGUCCAACGGCGAAGUGACAUAUGAAGAUAUUACGUCAAAUAUGCCAUAUUUGGAGAAAGUGAUAGACGAAACUCUUCGCGUAUAUCCACCGGUUGCCGCUCUGAACCGCGAGGUGGUGCAGGAUUACAAACUGCCAGGCUAUGACUGUGUUCUGGAGAAAGGAACUAAGGUCGUCAUUCCAGUGUUGGGCCUUCAUCAUGAUCCCAAGUAUUUCCGAAAUCCUGACCAGUUCGACCCAGAGCACUUCUCUGACGAGCAGAAGGCUUCCAGACAUCCCUUCUGCUAUCUGCCCUUCGGCGAGGGGCCACGUAUCUGCAUUGGCAUGCGUUUCGGAUUGGUGCAAGUGAAGCUGGCGAUGGUACACCUGCUGUCCAAGUUUAGCUUCCUGCCAGCUGGGGAGAAGCCAUCCAAGCUCCGGAUGGCCCCGAACAACCUCCUGCUGACGCCGGAGGGCGGGAUAGAGCUGCGCGUCGAGCGGCGACAAGUGCCGGCCAGCUGAAGCUCCAGCGGCUGCGGACAACACUCGUAGCAGGAUGACAUUUCCCGCUGAAGCGAACCUGCUGGACAGAACCGUUGUACACAUUCUUUUGUUUAUUCGUUUCACCACAUGGGCACGUCGCCAGUUAUUAUCUAAACGAGACUGAUGUAACGAAACUGGCUCUGGUGAGAUUAAACUACCGAAUUUUGAUUGUGAGUGUGCUUAAACAGUAAUACCCAGAAACGUAAUGAAUCGACAUUUAAUGACUUGAGAGGAGGAAAAACUACGUCUUGAUACCAGAGUUACUGUAAAAGUCACGUUCGCAUUUCGUAAACAAAACCCCUGUUGUUGUGGUAUUCAUCCUGAAACUGGUUUGAUGCAGGUCUCCAUGCUACUCUAUCCUGUGCAAGCUGCUUCAUCUCCCAGUAACUACUGCAGCCUACAUCCUUCUGAAUCUGCUUAGUGUAUUCAUCUCUUGGUCUCCCUCUACUAUUUUUACCCUCCACGCUGCCCUCCAAUACUAAAUUGGUGAUCCCUUGAUGCCUCAGAACAUGUCCUACCAACCGAUCCCUUCUUCUAGUCAAGUCGUGGCACAAAUUCCUCUUCUCCCCAAUUCUGUUCAGUACCUCCUCACCAGUUAUGUGAUCUACCCAUCUGAUCUUCAGCAUUCUUCUGUAGCACCGCAUUUCAAAAGCUUCUAUUCUCUUCUUGUCUGAACUACUUAUCGUUCGUGUUUCACUUCCAUACAUGGCUACACUCCAUGCAAAUACUUUCAGAAACGACUUCCUGACACUUAAAUCUAUAUUCGAUGUUAACAAAUUUCUCUUCUUCAGAAACGCUUUCCUCGCCAUUGCCAGUCUACAUUUUAUAUCCUCUCUACUUCGACCAUCAUCAGUUAUUUUGCUCCCCAAAUAGCAAAACUCCUUUACUACUUUAAGUGUCUCAUUUCCUAAUCUAAUCCCCUCAGCAUCACCCGACUUAAUUCGACUACAUUCCAUUAUCCUCGUUUUGCUUUUGUUGAUGUUCAUCUUAUAUCCUCCUUUCAAGACACUGUCCAUUUCGUUCAACUGCUCUUCCAAAUCCUUUGCUGUCUCUGACAGAAUUACUAUGUCAUCGGCGAACCUUAAAAUUUUUAUUUCUUCUCCAUGGAUUUUAAUACCUACUCCGAAUUUUUCUUUUGUUUCCUUUACUGCUUGCUCAGUAUACAAAUUGAAUAACAUCGGGGAGAGGCUACACCCAUAAAAAAUAUAAAUUACAAAACUCUCAUGAAUGCUUUUUUAAAAGUAAGCGAAACAAAUCGUCCUAUUGCCCAUAGACAGUUGCAAACUUAAGUAAGAUCACUUAUGACUUAAGAAUAUUGUAAUACGACGAUUUGCAGAAGGCUUUCUGUCACUGUACAUCUGUCAAAUUUAAAAUUCCAGCUACAUUUAGACCUUGCAUCAAUCAGAAACAACCUACUUUAUUCAUUAUACUGACUGAUUAGAGCCAGAAAGCUAAUGGCCGACAUCACUAUCGACACACAUUUUACCAAAUACAACAUUUAAAUAUGUAAAAUUAUUUUACAUCACUGAAUUUCCGAGAGCAUAUCUCCAAAAAGACAUUUAAGUUACAUAUGAUGGCAAACGGAAGCAAAAAGACACAAAGUCGGGUAACGGUACCGGAUAAAAUUGUGUAUAGCGCAUGUAAUUGGAUAAAGCGGAUUAAAGACGCAUUAUUAUACUUAAUUACUACCGUCUGGGUGACAGGAGAGAGAAAAACAAAACUUGACACACACUUAGAAAGCUGUGACCUGUACGUUUGCUAUCUGUGUCAUAAGCAACACGAGAAAUUAAAACUAUGGCAGCGAUCAGAAUUUAUCGUCAAGGGUGUCUUUAAAGGUUAGUGAUUUCAAUGAAAGAAAAUUGUUGCAGCGGCCACAUGUGCGAAGCUACAUCUUUUUCAGUUGAUGUGUAUCAAAGAAAUACAGUAAAUGCAAUGCAAGUGAAACUCACUUUUUUGCCGUAGUUUUUCUUUUCGUUAUUCUGCCAAACAUGACAUUUUUGCAAUUUUAUACCUCCCGAGGAGAUCACGAAUGUAAAAUUAGAGAGAUUAGAGCGCGCACGGAGGCUUUCAGACAGUCGUUCUUCCCGCGAACCAUACGCGACUGGAACAGGAAAGGGAGGUAAUGACAGUGGCAUGUAAAAUGCCCUCCGCCACACACCUUUGGGUGGCUUGCGGAGUAUAAAUGUAGAUGUAGAUGUAGACUCAACGAGAAGAGUUAAGAUCAUUGAAAUGACUUUACGAAAAGCUUCUUAAGUUCAUUACGACAAGGGGUAUCAUUUCCUCGUUUCAUUCAAUACUGACAAUAUAUAUAGAUGCCACGUAGGCAGAUAAAGACAGUGGUGUAAUCAGUUUUUAAGGAAAAAGGUGGCAAGUUGCGGAUACAUUUUGUAUGUAUUGAUGCUGUUGACAUUCAAACAGUUUCCAUAUUACACAUAUUUGUAAGAUAACGGUGAAAGAUUUGGGGAGGAGGCGAUAUAAUGUCGCAGACAUUCAUGUGAACAAUGUGCAGUUGACAUAGUUGACAUACAUGACAUAAUAACAUUACCAGGAAACCCAUGGGAAACUUUUGCAUUUUUAUGAUUUCAAAUAAUGACAGUAUUUGGAAUAAGUGUAGUCGUUGGGAUAAGGGUAGUUGCGUGAAUGAAGAGAAAACAUCUUUAAUAAUGAACCGAAUAGUGUGAAAUAAAAAUCAUGAAUUUAUGAUACAUCCCGGUAUGUACAUCUCCAUGUGACCAAAAACAAGUUUUCCCUUCGGAAUGUUUGUUCUUGGUUUUACGACAGGCAGAGAUCAGAGUCUGUCAGUAGGGUUGCUUAAUCUAUAACUUUAACUCAACAAACAUUUUCACUACAAUAAGAACGUUAGGCCGUAAAUCACAAUUCAAGACGACGAUGAUGAAUCUGUCAUUUCUGGAAGUAUAUUCGUUUAGAAAAGUCAACCUGUACAACGGGUAGAGAUAACGGACUAUCGUGGUGGUGACAGUUGUUAUCUGUGGGAAUUCUGUUUACAAAUUAUCCAGUCAAUGAGUACUUUCAAACAAAUGAAAUGGUAUUUGGAAUAAGAUAACAGGAAAAGAGUGUCUGUUAUCAUUGAUUAAGAAGCCUACUCCGUAAUACUGUAGGUAUGAAGUUUGGCAUCCAUGAGGUCUCUUCUGCCUGUGAAAGUUAAAAGUCUCUUUUAUGUUAAAAUUUUCCACAAACUUGAAGCUUUAACGCAAAAUCGGUAUGAAGUGUCAAAAGCCGGUUGAAAAACCUUUAUAAAGAUACGUCAUUCAUUCCUGUACGAUUACUAUGUGUUGCGAAAAAGAAAUGUUGACUUGAGAAGUAACAUAUAUGCUUGUUAUUGGUUUUCAGAUUAAGAUCUUAAAAUUAUUUGUUAUUUAACUGUAUUUUCAAUUGUAAUUGUAAUGUUGAAGGUAUUUUUCAUUUAAAUAUAUACCAUUUUUUUAAA
Molecule: messenger RNA, 5107 nt
Organism: Schistocerca serialis cubense
Lineage: Eukaryota; Metazoa; Arthropoda; Insecta; Orthoptera; Acrididae
Product: cytochrome P450 6k1-like
Exons: 5
Coding region: 76-1638 (520 amino acids)
Molecular function (GO): iron ion binding; oxidoreductase activity, acting on paired donors, with incorporation or reduction of molecular oxygen; monooxygenase activity
Source: RefSeq, a predicted model, not a curated record